Sorex fumeus (smoky shrew) is the source of this 4552-nucleotide messenger RNA. RefSeq names its product zinc finger CCCH-type containing, antiviral 1 (gene ZC3HAV1). Gene Ontology annotation, molecular function: NAD+ poly-ADP-ribosyltransferase activity; metal ion binding. NCBI's taxonomy places the organism in Eukaryota, Metazoa, Chordata, Mammalia, Eulipotyphla, Soricidae. The record is from RefSeq and is a predicted model, not a curated record. Bases 9 to 3023 code for a protein of 1004 amino acids. The transcript has 14 exons.
GACGCGCCAUGGCCGACGCCGAGGUGUGCUCCUUCCUCACCAAGGUGCUGUGCGCGCACGGCGGCCGCCUGGCCGUGCCGCAGCUGCUCCGCGACGUGCGGCUGCCCGAGGCGCAGCUCGUGCAGGUGCUGGAGGCGGCGGGGCCCGAGCGCUUCGUGCUGCUAGACGCGGCCGAGCCGAGCGGCGUCACCCGCUACGUGCUGGCCGCCGCGCGCGUCCGCGUCUGCCGUCGGAAGACCUGCCAGCGGCCCUGCGGGAACCUGCACCUCUGCAAGCUCAACCUGCUGCGCCGCUGCCGCUACUCGGAGCGGAAUUUAUGCAAAUAUUCUCAUGAGAUUUUCUCAGAAGACAACAUGAAAGUCCUGACCGCGCAUGAGCUGUGGGGACUUAAUAAAGAGGAACUGACAGUGCUCCUCCUCCAGAAUGACCCCUUCUUUCUGCCAGAGAUCUGCAAGAGCUACAAGGGAGAGAACCACAAGCAGACAUGUCUGCAGCAGCCGCUGUGUGAGCGGCUGCACAUCUGCGAGCACUUCACGCGGGGGGAAUGCAGUUACCCCAACUGCCUGCGGUCCCAUAACCUGAUGGACAGGAAGGUCCUGGCCGUCAUGAGGGACCAUGGGCUGAACCCAGAGGUGGUGCAGAACUUUCAGGACAUUUGCAACAGCAAGCACAGCCGCAGAAAGAAGCCGUCUGCCUGGAAAGGUGCUCCCGCCCACCGCAGAGCGGGGCCCCCGAAAGGCAGGGGCCAGAGCCAAGAGCAGCCGUUCCAGAGCCGCGAGUUCCUGUCCACGGCCUUGCUCUCUGAGCUGCAGGAGGGCCCCCCGGAAGAGGUGUCGAAUCUCGCCUCCAAGUUUCAGCACCUGGGGAGCCCCGAGGGCUCGACCCCAGCCUCCGUUUCAUCCAGAGUUGCUGGUGUGGGUGUGGGGGUUGGAGGCCUGGCAGAAAGGAGCCAGCAGCUGCCGGAGAAGGGCAGCUCCAAAGAUUCCAGCUCUCGUGGCCCUUCUGAUGCAGACCCCUGGGCCCAGUGGAAGGACCCCCCAUCCUGGCUCAAAGUGCUGGUUCCCAGCGGGGAGAGUUCAUUUCCGCCUGUGCCUUCGGCGCCCAUGCUGAGCCCCGAAACCUUCCAGAAGGACGAGGAUAGACCCCCCUCAGAAAUAGACGAAGGUGCCCAGCGCCAGCCUCUGUCCUUCCUGGGGGACACCUCCUGGGCCACAGAUCGACCUUCCGCCAAAUCUUCCCGGGACAGAGCGACAGCCACCAGAGAGCAAGAAAAAGCGUCUGCAGGUUCCAGAGCCUCCCAGAAAAGCAGCGACAGACUCCCCUUGGAAAUAGAGAUGUGGUUAGACGAAACUGUCCAGGACAAGCCGCCUCUGCCCAACCUGGCGGGCGCCAGAUCCCCCCAGAAGAUCAAGGAUGGUAUCGUCUCGGAAAUAGAGAUCUGGGAGAACGGAGAUGUCCCAGAGGAGCCUCUGUCCUUCCUCUCAGACACACGGGCCCCAGGUCGACCUUCCGCAAGACCUUUGCACGGCCAAGAUGCAGCUGUCAAUAAAGUCAGAUCCUGGAAUCCGGACCUCAGGAGCUCAGCUCCCUCCCACCCCAGGGGCCCUGGCAGGACCACCGAACCUGCAGGUGUUCCGGCAGAGGACCACAGCCACGAUAGUGAAAAGGAUGAAAUCUGUCUUGGCUACCUGUCCCAGGGGUGUCCACUUCCUCAAAGCUGCCAGAAAGUGCAUUUCCAUCUGCCCUACCUGUGGAAGAUACGUACCAAGAAUACCUGGGUGUUGCUGCAGCCCUUGGAGAUCAUAGAGACCAUAGAGAAGUACUACUGUGAUCCCCAGAGAUCCGUGUGUACCAUCAGGAAUCUCAAGUUCGAUUUUCUAGAAAUGACUUGUAAUUCUGACCCCAUCCGACGCAUCUCCACGUGCUCAUCGGUCAAAGCCACGGGCUUGCUUUUCACCACCAAGUGGAUUUGGUACUGGAGGGAUGAAGAAGGGAUAUGGAUCGAAUAUGGAAAGGAGGACCAUCGGCACCCGCAGACGGCCAGCGUCGACUCCUCCUACCUGGAGACCAUCUACUGCAGCUCCUCGAGGGCUGUCGUGGUGCCCUUUCAGGCGGGCAAGCGGAAUUAUGAGCUGAAUUUCCGAGCAAUGAUUCAGACCAACGUCACCUCCAAAACCCAGAAGAAAGUGCUCCGAAGACCGGCCUUCAUGCCUGCCUCGGAGAUGGAGCGGUUAAAGUGUGAGCUAGAUGAUUCAAUUAAAAAAAAAAAAAAGAGGCGUUUGCCUUGCAUGCGGCUGACCCGGGUUCGAUGUUCGAUUCCUCCGUCCCUCUCGGAGAGCCCGGCAAGCUACCGAGAGUAUCCCGCCCGCACGGAAGAGCCUCGCAAGCUCCCCGUGACGUAUUCGAAUUGCCAAAAACGCCAUUUGGAGGUCAUGAACAAACCUUUGGUCCCGAGUCUUCUUUCCCAGACGGACAGCCCAUGCUCGAGCGGGUAUCAGUUGUUAGAGCUCAGGAGUCAGGAUCUGGAGUAUACCCAAGUAAACGAGCGUUUUAAAGCAUCCAUGAAAAAUUUCAAGAUUGACAAGAUCAAGAAGAUCUGUAACGAAAAGCUUAGGAAUGCUUUUUUCAGGAAGAAAAUGAAGAGCCCUAAGAGUCUGGAAGAAAUCUUAUUUUGUGUUCCACCGCCCAGCCAGUUGGAAUCUAUCUACGCGAAUAAUUUUGACUGUGCCUCUCCUGGAUUUUCUGAACACAAAUACGGAAUUGGAAGUUACUUCACAAAAGAUGCCCUCCGUUCUCAUAAAGAGAGCAUGAGCCCCAAGUUCGGAGUAAUGAUCGUCUCCCGUGUCCUGGUUGGAAAUUACAUCGAAGGAAAUCGGCUUCUCAAGAGACCAGCGUUGGGGUAUGACAGCUGUGUGGAUUCCGUACAGAAUCCCUCCAUCUUUGCCAUCUUCGAGAAAGACCAGAUUUACCCACAGUAUGUGGUUGAAUAUUCUGAAAUAGAAAAACCGUGCGUCGUUAGUUAGGAAGGCCGCUCUCUCCCUUCUCACCUACAGCCAAAUCGCCCCCGGAUAGAGUUCCUCUUUUACAUGGCUUUGCUUGCCAUCAGUGGCUCCCAGAUUUUUCUGCAUGUUUGACCUUUCUGGAUAACUGAACAGACAUCCAGGUCUGGCUAGUGAACCCGAGAUAGUGAACUGCGAGUGUGGCUGGAUGCGGUGGCUCCCGAGAAUCAGGAGUGGCGUCUUUGCAGGGAAGGACGGGCCUCUUCUCUGCUGGACCCAGAACCAGAACAGAGCAAACUUCCGGGUAUUUCCAUCGGGCCUCACCCCUGCCACACGUAACGAAUUAGACGAAUUUCUCGCGUCCUCCGCUUGUGGAGGAGUUGAGGGGUCUGGGCCAAAGCGUUCCUGCCCUGCUCGAAUCAGGUGUUUCCCUCCAGUUUUCCUUAGUCAGCAUUCCAUACCCGUUCCCCAGGUUUCCUGAGCUCAGCCCUCCCGGUGGACCCCUUGGAGCCCGUUUGUCCGACUUUAGAGCAGGUGAGCUCAGCUGCUCGACCCGAAAGGUCCCGCCGGGGACACGUGCAGAAAGGGGUGUAUUCCACGAUGCUUCUUUCAAAUACUUAUUCUCGGCGAUUUCCCCUUUGCCCCGACUUCCCUUUUGGGGUUUUCAAAUGUCCUGAUCACAAGUCUCCCGGAGCAGACAUUGCCUUUCCACCCAUGGCUUUCCCUGCUGGACACCUCAGUCUGGUGUUUCACAGUCUCUCUCUGACGUGUGCAGCUGCUCUGUCUCUGCAGUGAACUGGGGUCUCCAGCCCCUCAGACAGCUCUGUCUUCCUGCUUCCCGCCUGUCCCCCUGAUACCAGUCCAGUCCCCAAGUCCAGUAGUAUCUCUUUCAUGUCUUUGUCCCCCCUCGAAGUUGUUUAAAAUUUAGCAAGAAAGGACUGAGGAGAUAGCUCAGGGCCCGGGUGCAGCCCUUGCAUGCUCAAGGUCCUGAGUUUGAUCCCGCUCCUCGUGGUCCCCAAUCCCAAAGCAUCCCCAGGUGUAACCCUGGCAUCUCCCUGCCUUGCCCCCUGCCUCAGCACCCUCAGCACUUAAGGCCGGGGGCUGAGCCUCGCCGGGAGUGUGCCCAGAGUUGACUCUCCCCGCUGCAAACCAGAAGCAGGAACAAAACUAGCAGCCUCGACGAUGGUAUUGUCUGUCUUUUCUCUUAAUAAUUCUGAAAACACAAAUGCGAUUAGGGGGGCUGGAGCAAUAACACAGCAGAUAGGGCAUUUGCCUUGCAUGCGGCUGAUCCGGGUUUGAUUCCCAGCAUCCCAUAGGGUCCCCUGAGCACUGCCAAAAGUAACCCCCGUGCAUUAGUAGAUAUAACACAAAAAGAAAAAAAAAACAACAAAAAACAACAAAAACACACACACACAAAAAAAAAAUGCAAUUGUACCUGUAGGUAGUUUGUAGUAGUGUUCUCACUGUCUCCCCACCCUCUUCUGUGACUCCCACAAAGAAGCCACUGGCCUUCCUGUUUAUGUAGCCUUUUCCCCUAGAUCAGUGGGUUUUUC